CUUUCCCCGCGAGCGGACGCGGCAGCGCCUCUGUCUCGCUUUUUCUUAUUUUCCCCCUUUCCCCCUUCCUUUUUUUUUUUUUUCUUUUUCUUUUUUUCCCCCUUCCCCCCCUUUCACCAUUUCCCCUCGGAGGCGCUUCCCCCGGGCAGGGGCAGAGCCGGUCUCACCCCCCGCCUCUCCCCGGCCCCCGCCACCCUAUGGCGAGAGGGAGCCCCCUCCCCACCCGGGCACAAACGGCAGCGGUUGGAGGAGCGGGACCGGCGGUGGCGGCGGCGGCUUCAGGUCCGGGGUCAUCAUGAAACUAAUUCGUUGAUCGACGCCUUGGCCGCGGCCGUGCGUCCCGCUCGAGCGCCCGCGCACCUCCGCCCUGUUCCACCUCUUCGCCUUCCUCUGUCGGCCCCGUCCUCGUCCCGCGCGCCCCGCCGCUGCGCGCUGAGGAAAAUGAGGUGGUAACGGGCCUCCGGAUGACCCCGCGCCACCACUGUGAGACCUACAGCUCUGCCGGGGAGGAGGAGGAGGAGGAAGAGGAGGAGAAGAAUGUUUCUCCAUCCCAGAGAGAUGAAGUAAUUCAGUGGCUGGCCAAACUCAAGUACCAGUUCAACCUUUAUCCAGAAACAUUUGCUCUGGCUAGUAGUCUUUUGGACAGGUUUUUAGCUACUGUAAAGGCCCACCCAAAAUAUCUGAGUUGUAUUGCAAUCAGCUGUUUUUUCUUAGCCGCCAAGACUGUUGAGGAGGAUGAGAGAAUUCCAGUACUGAAAGUAUUGGCAAGAGACAGUUUCUGUGGAUGUUCCUCAUCUGAAAUUUUGAGAAUGGAGAGAAUUAUUCUGGAUAAGUUGAAUUGGGAUCUUCACACAGCCACACCAUUGGAUUUUCUUCACAUUUUCCAUGCCAUUGCAGUGGCAACGAGGCCCCAGUUACUUUUCAGUUUGCCCAAACUGAGCCCAUCGCAACAUUUGGCAGUCCUUACCAAGCAACUCCUUCACUGUAUGGCAUGCAACCAACUUCUGCAGUUCAAAGGAUCCAUGCUUGCUCUGGCCAUGGUUAGUCUGGAGAUGGAGAAACUUAUUCCUGACUGGCUUCCUCUUACAAUUGAACUGCUUCAGAAAGCACAGAUGGAUAGCUCCCAGUUGAUCCACUGUCGGGAGCUUGUGGCACGUCACCUUUCUACUCUGCAGUCUUCCUUGCCUCUAAAUUCCGUUUAUGUCUACCAUCCCCUCAAGCACACCCUGGUGACCCGUGACAAAGGAGUGUUCAGAUUACAUCCCUCCUCUGUCCCAGGCCCAGAUUUCUCCAAGGACAACAGCAAGCCAGAAGUGCCAGUCAGAGGUACAGCAGCCUUUUACGAACAUCAUCUGCCAGCUGUCAGUGGGUGCAAGCAUACCUCUGCUAAACGCAAAGUAGAGGAAAUGGAGGUGGAUGAUUUCUAUGAUGGAAUCAAACGGCUCUAUAAUGAAGAUAAUGCUUCAGAAAAUGUGGGUUCUGUGUGUGGCACUGAUUUGUCAAGACAAGAGGGACAUGCUUCCCCUUGCCCACCUUUGCAGCCUGUUUCUGUCAUGUAGUUUCCACAAGUAUUACCUUCAAGUGCAAACUAAGGUAGAAUAUUCUGGGAAUGAGAACAUGCAAAACCAGGAAAGGCUGUAGAAAGGUAUAUAUCUUAUCAGGCUGAUUUGAGGUGAGCCAGAAAAAAAAAAACCCUCAGUUACUUGUGUGGCUAAUUAUAAUUCAACAUUAUAUAAGUACUUAAACACCAAAAAAUACAUAUAUAAAAAGUUCAGAAGACCCCAAAUUUUUUUAAAAAGUAAAAAAUUUCUUUGUAGUAUGUCGGUUUCACUUUUUCCUGCUAAAAUGUAAUGUAGCUUGCUCCAUGUCAAAACUACACAUUUAACAUUUUUUUAAAAGUUCCAAAAUUCAUAGCUAUCAGUCCCUUUCUCCAGCAUCUUGAUUUAAUUGUCCUGUUGCUUUUGCUUGCUUCUCCAUUGAAUACAUAAUGAAUUUUAUGCAUGUUGAUCUGUACUCUGAUUUCUACCGAAUAGGAAACCCCCAAAACUGUUUUUUAGCAAUUUAAUGAACAAAUUAUUUUAGUGUGACAGCCAUGUUUAAUCCAUGAUUCAAAUUCCAAUUAGUAUGAAAAGGGUACUUUGGAAUUGUCCCAUAUUAAUCAGAGGUGGUGGUAAAAAAAAAAGUUAUCACAUUACCACAUUGAUUUUGUUUCAUUUCAGUUUCUAGAGUUUAAAAACUGUUUUCAUUUUUGUUUAUCUUAAAGUGAAAGCUUAAAAGUGGCAUGUAAUUAGGACAGUCUUAGAUUUGUUGAAAGCAUUUUUGACAUUUGUAUAAAAGAAUUUGUGGUAAAGGUAAUAUAUCCAGGUGCUCACCAAAGAUACAUGUAUGUAACAACUACAAUUAGAUUUUUAUAACUGAUCAGUUUUCACUCAUUUAUAAUCAGUAGGAGAGACUGUCUAGAUGUUUGGGCAGCUCUGUGAUUUUAGUCUGUAACAUGAUAACAACUGAAUUUAGUACCCUAGUUUUAUGUUAAGCUAUUAGGAUUUUUUUGAUAAAGUUAUUCCCCCUGCUUCCCCAGUCUACCUAUAUUUCUCGUAAUGACUCUGGAUCCUGCGGUCCCUUUGCAGUCUGAAGAAGGUAUUGCAGUCAGAACCAUGUACUGAUGGUAAAAGCCUCUGGUAGCAAUAAAAAGUUGUCCUUAAAAA
Cynocephalus volans (Philippine flying lemur) is the source of this 2705-nucleotide messenger RNA. Its product is annotated as cyclin-I-like. The coding region runs from base 465 to 1559 and encodes 364 amino acids. Gene Ontology annotation, molecular function: cyclin-dependent protein serine/threonine kinase regulator activity. Gene Ontology annotation, cellular component: nucleus; cytoplasm; cyclin-dependent protein kinase holoenzyme complex. NCBI's taxonomy places the organism in Eukaryota, Metazoa, Chordata, Mammalia, Dermoptera, Cynocephalidae. The transcript is spliced from 2 exons. Gene Ontology annotation, biological process: regulation of cyclin-dependent protein serine/threonine kinase activity; mitotic cell cycle phase transition. The record is from RefSeq and is a predicted model, not a curated record.